CCUGGAUUUUGUUACAUUUGUGGAGGUUCCUCCUAACCUUCAUGCUGGCAACAGUAGAUCUGGUUUCUGUAGCUGCUUCCAGUGCUGGAAGAGGAUCUCCAGCUGUAACUCUAGUGCAGUUGCCUUCUGGUCAAACUGUUCAUGUCCAGGGUGUCAUUCAAGCCACACAGCCCUCAGUCAUUCAGUCACCACACAUGCAAGCUGUUCAGGUAGCAUCGAUUGCAGAUGAAGCUGCACAAUCAGAAGUGAUAAUUGAUUCUCAAAAACGUAGGGAAAUACUUUCAAGAAGGCCUUCAUACCGAAAAAUUUUGAAUGAGCUCUCAUCAGAUGCACCUGCAGUAGCGAAGAUUGAAGAAGAGGAGAAGUCAGAAGAUGAAGGAACGCCUUCUGGUAUUUCUGCAAUGGCCAUGCCAACCAGCCUGUAUCAUACUAACACAGGGCAAUACCUUACCAUAUCUCAAGGUGGUACAAUUCAGACUGUGACAAAUUCGGGAGCUCCUCAGCCAGGCGCUACCAUUGUGCAAUACGCAGCACAGUCAUCUGAUGGCACGCAGCAGUUUUUUGUUCCUGGAAGCCAAGUUGUUGUUCAAGCUGCCACUGGAGACAUGCCAGCUUACCAGAUUCGAACUCCCACUACUACCUUACCUCAGGGAGUGGUUAUGGCAGCCUCGCCAGGGACUUUGCACAGCCCUCAGCAAAUGGCAGAAGAGGCAACACGCAAGAGAGAGCUGAGACUUUUGAAAAAUAGGGAAGCUGCCAGAGAAUGUCGCAGAAAGAAGAAAGAAUAUGUCAAAUGUCUUGAAAAUCGUGUGGCUGUGCUUGAAAACCAAAACAAGACUCUCAUUGAGGAACUCAAGGCCCUCAAAGAUCUUUAUUGUCAUAAAGCAGAAUAACUGUCUUUCAUUUGGACCUCCUUUAUUAUGAACUUUAAUCAAGGCAUGAGAGGAAGCAAUUCUACAGAUUGCCAUAUGAACUUGAGAAAGAGACACUUGAGGCCCUUGUGGAACCCAGUUUUGCUUAGUGUUUUCAGACUGAUUUGGGAGAUAUUCCAAAAUUUGGAAUUCUGUCAUAGUCUCCAUACUCUGCUGAGCUUUCUAAUGGCAUGCAAAUGGCUUUUUUGUUUGCACUUUUUACUUCUGCUUUUUGCAGGGAAGCUGCUAAAGAAUGUCGACGUCGGAAGAAAGAAUACAUAAAAUGUCUGGAGAGUCGUGUUGCAGUGCUAGAAGUUCAGAACAAGAAACUUAUACAGGAGCUUGAAACCCUAAAAGACAUUUGCUCUUCCAAAACAGAUUAGUAAAAAUAUUUAUUAUACUGUGAACUAAGAUAUGUCCAGUUGCUUUGUAAGACAAUACAUAGCCAACAUGACUUAUGGCUUUCUCUUUGUGUCAUUUAUAAUAUAUUCCAACUCCUAACAUUCCUGAAUGCUUUCCUGCUUUUUGUCAAUUCAUAGCUCUAAUUUCAGGUUUUUCAUGCACCAUCCUUCUGUCUCCCAAGGAGCCAAAUGUUAAAAAAUAUAACAAAGUAAAAAAGUGCAUAAUUUCUAAGAGCUGUUUCUUUGCCAUAUAUUUACAAAUUACUUUUUACAUGUUACUGAGUGUCCUGCCCAUUCAAAAUAUUUUGCAAUUGUUUUAGAUGAAUCAUAAAGAUAAUGCAUCCAGUAAUACAAGAAAAUCAAACAACCCAAGGUAUCUCAGGAAAGAGUUUAUAAAAGAAUGUUAUGAUUAUAUGUAUGUACUAGCAUACUAGUCUACAGAUGAUUUUAUGGCAUAUUUUUAUAUUAGUUGCUUUGUGGAAAAAAAGUAUUGUAUUGCUGUCACUGAGUGCCAUGGUUAAAGAUAGUUUUUAAUAGAACCAUGUUGUUUAACCUGUGUAGUGUCUGAUUUCCUUUAAAAUCCUGGUUGAGAUGCUUUAAAAUCCAUAAGUAUCUGAAAGAAGACAAAGGGAAAAAAGCACACCUAAGCUCAUGACAUGAUGCUAAAUAUAUUGUAAAUACCUGUAAGAUGCUCUCUGUUAUAUGGCUGCUAUUUACUUAAAUUUUCUGUUAUCUGCAGAAUAUUUGAUUCACUGGAGGUCUAUAUAUCAAAAUUUAAAUGUUCAUCCUGAAUACUUCACAUUCCAAAUCCUGUACACCUGUAGAUAGUUGCCUGCAGUGAAGAUUGAUGGUGCAGUUCUUUUCACAAUUUCAGCAAACUACUGAAUGGUUGGUGGUCAAGGUGUCCUAAGGAAGGAAGCUUUCCAAUAAGUAACUUUUUGCUGAUUCACUGAGUUCUGGAGUAGCCUACGGAUGAGAGCUGAGGGUUUUUAAAAUAAACCCACAUUUAAACCAGAUUCCAGCUCUCGUAAAUGCACUAUGUGCCAACUUUCCAUUGUGCUUUGAAAAAACUAGUGUAUAUGCAAAGUUGCUUCUGGGUACUUUUUUAAUUCAGGAGUGAUCUAAUUGUUUGGCCACUACAGUCUGAGCAGACUAUUUGGGAGCUUUGCUGGAACUAAUGUCCUUACUGAUGUGGUAGGAAGAGAGGCCUAUUUCCUGCUUAAUUUGCUUUACUGAGGGUGUGUGUGUGUGAGAGAGUGUGAGUGUAUGGAAGGGGAGGAGGGAUGGAAUCAUACUGAAGUCAUUGAGACUUCCUAAUUUAAUUUAAACUCAAUUUGCAUUUAACCCUCUUCACUCUGACCCUGUUGGGGUGGGUUAGUUUAUGUAUAUGAUUUUUUUAUUCUUUCCUCAAUUACUUGAAAUACACAGGAUAAUUUUCUUGAAUAUUUUUGAAAAUCCCACUAGGUACCUAAGUGACACCAUUUGUAAGAAGAGGUAUUCUCUCUCACUUCCUGCAGCCACAUCAGUUGAUUUAAGGAGGUAACAACAUACCUCUGGCCUCUAAGGCUCUGAUGCAGGUUUGGAACAAAAGUAAAGUAAACUUUGUAAUAUCUUCUUCACUGUGAAAAUACAUCUGAAGUGCUAAGGUCAGAAGAAGUCAAAGGUUCUGUUCAGGUUGGACAGGAUGAAUGCAAUCUGCAGGUCCAUUUUGCAGCCUCUGUAGUGCAACAAGUGAGUUAUUUGUUGUGGCUCUGUCACUAAAGUCUGUUUUCUGUUACAGGUAGGCAUUGCUCCUGACUCACAAGGGAUUUGGAAACUUAAAUAGAGAGAAACUUGUGUGUGUAGUAGAUAUGUCUCCAGUAAAAAGUCCCCUUUAUCUUCACAAUAGUGUCUGGUACUAACUACAGUUAGAAAUUUGAUGGGAAGAAUCGUUGUCUAUUCCACAACUGUGUAGUUGAUACUCAUUUCUUUACUAGUAGAAUCAUAGAAUGGUUUGGGUUGGAAGGAACCUUAAAGAUCAUCUAGUGUCAAACCCCCAUGCCAUGGGCAGGGAUGCCACUCACUACUAAAUCAUGUGGCUUAGAGCUUCAUCCAACCUGGCUUUGAAUGCUUCCAGAGAUGGGGCAACCACAUGUUCACUGAGACUCUUGUUGAGUGCUAAUCUCUGAGUAAAGAAUUCAUUCCUAAUAUCUAAGGUGAAUCUCUCCUCUUUUCUAUAUAACCAUUGCACCUUGUCCUGUCAUUGUCUACCUGUGUAAAAAGUUCUCUUGUUCUUUCCUGUAAGCCUCCUGUAAGUACAGAAAGGCUCAGUGAGGUCUCCUGGAGCUUUCUUUUCUCCAGAAUGAAAUAGCCCAACCAUCUCAGGCAGUUUUCAUUGGAGAGGUGCUCCUACCCUGUGAUUAUGUUUGUGGCACUCCACCAAACCUGCUCUAAUAGGUCCAUGGCUUUCCUGUGCUAGGGCCCCCAGAGCUGGAUGCAGCACUGCAGGUGGGGUGCUGCCAGAGCAGAGUGAAGGGGCAGAAUCCUCUCCCUCACCUGCUGCAGAAUCCUCUCCCUCACCUGCUGCCCACCCAGCUUUGGAUGCAACCCAGGAUGGGCUCAGCCUUCUGGGCAGCAGGCACACACUGAAGCAGUGAUGGAUGUGGUGCAGGAAAAAGGCCUUUUCAAUACAAUAGUAUUCUUUGUAUAGAAACAUCAAGUGAAUCUGAGCUGAUUUAUUACAAGAGAAUUUGAGCACUGCCCAAGUUUGAUAUGGCAGAACCAAGAAUUUUGUUUUUUCAUUAUCAGGACAAAAGGCCAAAAAAAAAUUUGUGGUUUUUGCCUUCCUGUUAGAAAACUGCAUUUCUAUGGUAUGAAACUCCUUUCUUGCUGAAACCACACAACUGCAAAUUUCUUUGAGACAGCUAGAGGAUUAGCCUUUGAGGGAAAGUGUGUGUACACAGGCCUGCAUGGAUUUUAAGUUUUUGUUUUCAAAAUAGAUAUUCAUGUAGCUCAGGUAAAAUAGUCUCUUGUAAAAUGUCUUCAGCUUCCUAGACUUGUGGUUGAUGAGGAAUGUAAUAGUCAGCUUCCUCUUAAGGUACAGCAUUGAGUCAUAGCUGUUUCCCUCUUCAAGCAGAUGUGCAAAGACAAAUCUCUAUGGGCUAUCCAGACGGAUCUCUCUUGACUCUCUAAAACAGUCUCAGCUGUUCUGGCCAGUGAAGAAAGGGAUUAAAAUAAGUAUACUGUGUGAGUAGGUGUGGAUUUAGUUUCUUUGGGAGGACUUUUUUAUUGAUAUUUCCACAGAUUUUGCCGUUUGCAAGAAUAAUUGCAAUUUUUUUUUUAUUUUUUGGCUGCACUGAUACAGUCCUGAGGAGUACAAGUUAUCUCCUGGUUGGUUUUCCUUCUGUUCUUGUCACACAUAAUUGCUGAUCUGUACUGGUACCCUGCAGACAUCAGUGUAAUAGCUAAAUUCAGUGUGAUCUUUUUCUGAAUUAAAUAUCACUUCAAAGAAAACUAAGGGGUCUGCUCAGCUUCUGGUUUGGAUUGACUCAUUUUGCCCACAGUUUUUUCCUGUUUCAUCCCCUUGGUAUUUAGUGUGUGGGUGUGUACAAGGCAAGACUGUAUCGAGUGCUGAGCUGUGAAGCAGCGACAGAAGUAACUGCCUUUUGGUUGUCAGCCUUUCUGUAGAAAAUAUUGUCAUGUGGGGAGGGGGUCUAGUUUUUUUGGAGAUUUUUUUUUAAGGCACUAUGAGGCCCUUGUGGAUGAGAAUAACAGUGAUCUCAUUAUUCCAGCAAAAGUGUUCUUGAUUUUGCUUGAUUUAAUAACUGAGGAAAAUAAUUUAGGUAAAUUCUAGUGCAAUUUGAUAGUCUGUCAUACCAACUGGAAAUGGGGGGUAGCAAAAAUCAAUUUAUUCUUCUGUGUCUAGUGAAUUUUUAGUCUAUUUUCUCAGGUUUCUAUUUUUUCUUAAAUCUGAGUUAGAACUUCCUUCUUGCAACAGGCUUGUUCAGUAUGAAGCAAAAGCUGGGUAUAUGCACAAAGUCUGAGAGAGUAGUGUGUGAGUUGAGUGCUGCGUGUAGACUAAGGAAAAAAAAAACGUAUUCUGUGUGACUUGAAUGGAAAAAACAGUGGAGGAAGUGUCUUUGUUAUGGUAACUGCUGAGCUUUUUCCUCUCUUUUAAUAGCCUUUGUCAAUGAAAUCAGGUGUGAUUAAUACAUCUUGUGAAUGGAAUUAUGGCUAUAAAAAUGUCACAAUUCAGAAAUCUGCUUAUCUAGCCAAGUCAUUGUUUUUGUUUUGUGGCUUCAAAAAUACGAUCUCCAAACAAUCUUGAAUGAGGCUCUUAAUAUUCUCACUUUCAUGAUUCUCCCCUCCACCCCUUCCCAAUGUGGUGUACUCACACCAGGUAAAAGCUGCUGCAGAGUUGUUUAACAAGCUCUGUCUGGACCAAAGGGGUUGUUUUUUCUGAAAUAGUUCUCUUAAAGAAUUUUUCCCCCUAAGGAAAGUAUUUAUCACAUUUUAGCUUCCAUUAAUUCUUACAGAAGUGAGAGAACUGCAAACAUAUUUUUAAGUUUAUUGCAUACUGAGGUGUUUUGCUUGAUGAAGUUGAUUCUGAAGAACUAGAUUCUCCAAGAUCCUGGUUGUGUGAACUAAAACCUUUCUGAAGUUUGUAAUUUGGCAUACAAACAAAAAAAAUGCUGAAAUCCUUGACACCCCUGCAUUUUUACCAGUGAAGUUGUCAGUUACUUCAAAGAUCCAGACAUGGGCCUGGAGCUGCAGCUUUCAUGACAAGUGAGUGGCCCAAAUCUGUUGAGAUCUUCAAAGCAGACAUUGUUCUUUUUCUCUCAUUUGAGGCCUGAUCUAAUUAGCUUUUCUGAAGUGUGUCUAUUGGAAAUGGUCCUAAAUGAAAAACAGCUACAGAAAAACAGGAAAAAUUAGGAUAGAUUGAACAAAGUGUUUGAAAACAGUGCUGUUACAGAGUAUAACACAAGCAGGUAUGGUAAGUUUGGAUGUAGGACUGUUUAUUUUAUAAUUUAUCAAUUUUUUGGUCUAUGUUUAUUUUAUAAUUUCUCAAUUUUUUGGUCUACAUUGGGAUUGGUCUAUGUAGGGAUCAGAGCACUGCAGUAUUGAGCACAGGAUGAAAAGUGUCAACAUUUCAAAAUCAGUUCCACUUUCUUUUGUUGUAUCUUGUGUAAAUUUUAACCUACAGCUCCCUCCCUCACACUGUCAGACCUGUUCCAUACAUUCUUUUUUCUUUUUCAUUGAUGAUUGUCAUUUUCCUGAAAUACUGAUAUUGUUUCCUGUGAAAUGACAGUUGCCCAUGUUUGUAUCGCAUUUCUUCUAGUAUGUUUUGAACCUGGUGGUCAACAGCAAUUAAAGUUCAUAGGUGUGUCAAAGAUCUCUCAAAAGUUCAUGAAAAUAGGUAGUUAGCAAUAAAGGCAUGGACUUAGGACAGGAGGAGUUGGAAUGUAAGGGUUUUUAGAUUCAAGAAAACUUUCUAGGAAUUCUCUCCUCUUAGAUUCCAGAGAAUUAAUUCACUGAUUGUCCGUGAACCAUAGAAAGUGAGGUUUUGUUGCUGACAACUAUUUGUAUUUUUCGAGGAUAUUUGAUUAUCUGUAGAUUAUAAUAUAUUUGUUUAAAAUGACAAUUUGUUUAUAGACAAAAUGUAUUUUAUUAAAAAGCUUGAAUACCUUGCAGACCCAAGUUAUUGGGUCUGAUGUUGUUUUCUGUGUCUUCAGCGAGCCAGUGGUAGUUGAAUAAAGGACAGUGCAAUGUAUCCUGAUAAAAUACUUGCUGGAUGCUCCCCCAGAAGAAACAGUUACUGACACACUUUUUUUUUUCUUUUUCCCACACUUCAGCUGGGCAAAUAUGUUAAAAAUAGACUAGUUUUGAAAUACACUAUCUACAAGAAAAAAUACCCACUGCCUAUACUGUUACAUUGUAGUAGCACUGAGUAGAAUCUCAUAAUUCAGACUUAAAUUUGAAAUGCUGGUAAUUUAUGACCUUCUGGGUAAAGUUCAGAGAU
This is a messenger RNA of Motacilla alba alba, 7310 nucleotides long. It is a transcript of the gene CREM, whose product is annotated as cAMP responsive element modulator. Gene Ontology annotation, cellular component: ATF4-CREB1 transcription factor complex; nucleus. Lineage: Eukaryota; Metazoa; Chordata; Aves; Passeriformes; Motacillidae. Gene Ontology annotation, molecular function: RNA polymerase II cis-regulatory region sequence-specific DNA binding; DNA-binding transcription factor activity, RNA polymerase II-specific; protein binding. The coding region runs from base 42 to 893 and encodes 283 amino acids. Gene Ontology annotation, biological process: regulation of transcription by RNA polymerase II. The record is from RefSeq and is a predicted model, not a curated record. The transcript has 7 exons.